AUUCGGUGAAAGAUAUUUCUUACACCAUGUAUAGUACGUAUAGUACUCUGGGGGAAGUUAUGGGUUUGUUUAAAACUGCAUUACGUCAUUAAGCUACACUGAGCUACACGCCACGUGCGACCUGAGUAGGACGUGUUAACAACUUGAUAUCGCAGAUAUAAAGCCUAUCUCAAUAUAAUUUCUUCAGAACGUUUGAUUGCACAGUGAUAGCAAUAAUACUGUGCUCAUGUCGUCGCGCAAUUUUCGUUUGGGUUUGAUCCAGUUGUUGGUUGGUCACAACAAAUCAGAAAAUGUUAAAAGAGCAUUGAAUUUAAUAAAAACUGCGAAGACCAAUGGAUGUCAAGUUGUUGCUCUCCCUGAAUGCUUUAACAGUCCCUAUGGAACAAGUACUAUGAGAAGAAAAAAAAAUGCAAAUACCUACAGGAAGUAUUUCUCAGAGUAUGCUGAAAAUGUACCUAAUGGAUCUACUUGCCAAAAUUUAUCCAAAGCUGCAAAAGAAAACAACAUAUACCUCAUUGGUGGUUCGAUACCUGAAAUUGAUGGGGGAAAAUUGUAUAACACAUGCACUGCCUGGGGACCAUCUGGUGAACUACUUGCUCAGCAUAGAAAGGUCCACCUGUUUGACAUUGAUAUUCCAGGAAAGAUUACUUUCAAAGAGUCAGAAACUUUAAGUGCUGGCAGCAACUUUACAUUUUUUGACACACCAUUUUGUACCGUUGGUUUGGGAAUAUGCUAUGACUUGCGUUUUGAAACAAUGGCAAGGAUUUAUCAAAAAAAAGGCUGCCAGCUGUUGAUAUAUCCUGGAGCAUUUAAUAUGACAACGGGGCCUCUUCACUGGGAACUUCUUCUUCGAGCUCGUGCUACUGACAAUCAACUGUUCAUGGCAGGUGUUUCACCAGCGCGUGUUGAAAAUGCAGAUUAUGUGGCAUGGGGACAUUCCACUGUUGUAGAUCCUUGGGGAAAAGUACUUGCGAAAGCGGAAUUUGAUGAAGAAAUUGUCUAUGCUGAUAUUGAUCUAAAUGCAUUAGAAGAAGUAAGGAAAAGUAUACCCAUUUCAGUUCAAAGUCGCGAUGAUAUUUAUGAAGUAAAAAUGUUGACAAAAUGAUUGGCUCUAAAACUUGUGUUUUGAUUUUUAAGAAUAAAAAUAUUAAAAACACAUGAAAUUUUGCUUUCACUAUUGUAAAUUAGUGAUCCAUCUACUUGAAAACCUGUAUCUCAUUUAUAUGCUAUUUUAGUGAUAUCCAUUUUAUGAAACUACAUGUAAAUGUAGGCUAUUUUAAACAACCUGAUGUAUGGCUUUUAAUAAAUAUUUUAUUGAAAAAUAUACAUGUUUUUAAAUGAACAUUCAAUUCAAAAGAUUUUUUUUAUUUCUUAUGGAUUCAUAAUUAUUAUAGUGUUAAACUUUUUAAUUGGUGGAGAGGAAAUCAAAUAUUAGUUGCUGCAAGUGAAUGAAAAAAGGUUAUUGUGUGACAGUAAAAUAAGUACUGCAAAAGAUCUGCAAUUAAAAUAUUUUUUUAAGCACACCAAUUAAAUGUUUGUUUGCAGAGUAGAUUGAAAGGUCCAUUCCUUGCAAGCCACGAGAAAUGGGACUGCAAUGGGCUAAUACAGCACAGUCAUCACUGGCCUUGGUUCAAAAUAAAAGCUUUUCUCUCAAUUCCUAUGUUUUUGGGCUUAACUUUGCUGAUGUGUUAAUAUGAGCGAAAGUAGUAAUGUUAUAAAUAUUGUUCUGUUUUUAUAAUUGCUUCAAACUACCAUUCUUGAUAAUAUUAAGAUCAUUAAAAAUCUCUUCUAGACCAAACAAGAAAUGAACGUGUAAAAGAAGUUCAGAGAAAUUGGAAGUUGGGAUGAAAAGUAUGUAAAACAACAUUGAUAUUAAGAGUGGAUCGUAAUAAAGAAUGCAAUUAUAAAAAGUAGAUGAAAUGUGCAAAGAAAAGAUGGUGGAUGUAAUUUUCAUAUUAUAGUUAAAUUAAAUUUAACCUAAAGAAAAUGAUUUUGCGUUCUAAAACAGUUUCAAAUUUUCUUUCUUUUUAUUCUAAUACCUUUCAUUUAUCAGAUUUUUUAGAAGUUUUCUAUUUCAUUCAUUCACAUUUAUUUUAAAUAAGAUAAUAGCAACUCUAGUCCUCUUUUUCAGUAGCACCUGGUAAGAGAAAGAACAUUCCAGACACCUCACAACCAAGUGACCCUCUACUAGGUUAACAUUAUACUAAUAAUGUUGGUGUUGGGUGAUCUCGUGUUUCCCUGCGUUUCAAGAAAUGUGAAACCAUGAGUUCAAGAAAAUAAACACAGUUUGCCCUUCAAUUCCAAAAGUCACAGUUUGUAACCCUUUUUUUUACCAAAAAUUGUUAUAAAUUGCCAAUACAAAGUACACCUGAUUGAUUGGAACAUGAUAUGUGUUGGCAGUCAGUGGCAGGGCACACUCUUGCCAAUGCUUUAAGAUGUAAAGGGCGAUGUUAGAUGUUGGUUGAUUAUUAGAAGUUGUGUCAUUAUAUUGUAUGAUAGAUGUGACCAAUGUAUCAAGUACAUACUGGAUUAUAAUGUUAUGAUGUUACUAGGGAAGUGAUUAAUGUUAGUAUUAGGUUAUAAUACCUAAUGGUGGAGCAAAAAUGGACUCAGAAUGUUGUAAAGAAAAGUUUGUAUGUAAUGACU
Messenger RNA from Gryllus bimaculatus (two-spotted cricket), 2646 nucleotides. The record is from the annotation of a GenBank genome assembly. Lineage: Eukaryota; Metazoa; Arthropoda; Insecta; Orthoptera; Gryllidae.